Messenger RNA from Enhydra lutris kenyoni (northern sea otter), 924 nucleotides. RefSeq names its product olfactory receptor 6M1-like. Gene Ontology annotation, molecular function: olfactory receptor activity; G protein-coupled receptor activity. Bases 1 to 924 code for a protein of 307 amino acids. The transcript has a single exon. Lineage: Eukaryota; Metazoa; Chordata; Mammalia; Carnivora; Mustelidae. The record is from RefSeq and is a predicted model, not a curated record. Gene Ontology annotation, biological process: G protein-coupled receptor signaling pathway. Gene Ontology annotation, cellular component: membrane.
AUGGAUUAUAGAAAUAAGACCAGAGUCACUGAGUUCAUACUUCUGGGGUUUGAGACUGAAAAAGAAGUAGAAAUACUUAUUUUUUCUGAAUUCCUGCUCAUGUACAUGAUAUCUCUGAUUGGCAACACCAUGAUCAUCCUUUUGGUGUGUGUUGACUACCGUCUGCAUUCACCCAUGUAUUUCUUUGUAGCCAAUCUUUCUUUCCUUGAAGUUGCCAUCACCUCCACUGUGGUACCUAAGAUGCUAGCAAACACAUUCUCCCUCACCAAGGCAAUAUCCUUCAUGGGAUGUCUCACACAAUCUAUUUUCUACUUCCUUCUGGGAUCCACAGAAUUCUUCAUCCUGGCUGUCAUGUCAUUUGAUCGGUAUAUUGCCAUCUGCAACCCACUGAGGUAUGCCAUCAUCAUGAACACACAGACAUGCAUGUUUCUUGCGGGGUCCUAUCUAGGUGCAUUUUUGUCAAUGUUGUCUCCAUCCAUCCUAACUGCUCCGUUAAUCUUUUGUGGGCCAAAUAAAAUCCAUCAUUUCUUCUGUGACCGAGCCCCCAUGCUACAGCUGACCUGUACAGACAUCUCUCUGGCUGAGGUGGUUGACUUUAUCUCCUCUGCUGUGUUGCUCCUGGGCUCCUUGCUCCUGACAGGAGUGUCUUACACCUACAUUGUUAUUACUAUCCUUAGAAUUCCUACUGUGCAGGGACGGCAGAAGGCCUUCUCUACUUGUGUUUCACACAUCACAGUGGUUACAAUUUAUUAUGGAAGUUCCAUCUUCCUCUAUGUUCGUCCAAAGAAAGGCAAUGCAAUGAGCAUUAACAAAUUUGCCACAGUGCUGAACACCGUUGUAACACCAAUGCUGAACCCUUCCAUCUACAGCCUUCGAAAUGAGAAAGUCAAAGAAUCCCUGAGAGACACCACCAUUAAUACAUAG